UUCAUACUUCUCCACGCAAGGCCAAAAGGCUUCUUACAUUUUGUUUAAUGUGCAACAUUCUGUGUUGGAGGACACCACUAAGGUAUCCGUCGGCUCCAGACCUGUAACUAAGUACCUAGUGACACAAAGCGAGCUGGCAGAAUGAUGUAAACAAUGGCGAUGUCGACCGUUUCUUCUGCAAUUGUUGCUCAACAUUGUUUCCUGGACAUAUCAAGGAUUUGUAGGAAAUGUUUAGCUGGCAUCAAGUCGUCGCAGACAGCCGCUUUUUAGUAAGCAACCUGCUUUUCAAUAAUUAUGGAAGUAGGGCUACUACAACUGGCUGUAACACACCUUUUAGCCACCAAAGCCGGGGCUUGGGCGCUUCGAGCGGUUUACGGUGGCCAUCAGCGACAGAGCCAAACCCAAACACAGCACAAAUGUCAGAAACGUGGAGCAACAAAAUCCUCUAAGAAGUCGUUCAAGAGAACUCAAACCGGGCGUCAACCUCCCGCUGCUCAUGGCAGCGCCAAUGGCCAGCGGCGUCAAGGCAGCCAUCGUUCCCGACUGCACGACCCCUCGCCCUCAUCAGCCGCAGCAUCACGCGCCAAAGCUACAACUGUGUCUGGUGGGACACAUCACGCUUCCCCAGCACAUGCCGCGCUCCUUGCAGCGGCCCCGCUAGGAUUCCUGCCUUGGGGCGCCCACAACCAGCAGCAGAGUCCCCAACCUCACCAACAACAGCAGCAUCAACACCUGCUACUGACAUCUAGCUGCCAGCAGCAGCCCGAGGGUAAGCCUCGCCAGCACCAGAUUCCUCACACCUCCGACUCAUCAUCUUCUGAAUCCAUCUGCAGCUCAGCGGCUGGAGAGGACAACUGCAACUCGGCCGCGGCCACCCGCACGGCACUGCUACGCUCCUCCUGGCCCACAUCCCAGGCAGGGUCGCAGCUGCAAGCAGGGCCUGUUGGCCCUGAGGUCCUCGGUUGGCAUUUGGAGGCUGACAGUGAGUCCCUGGAUGUAGAAGCAGUACGAUGGGGCGAUCAGCCGCUGGAGCAGCAUGCGGCGCAGCAGCGGCCUCAGGGCGGCAGUAAAGGGCCCCUUUGGGCUACAGCCGUGGCAGCGGCAGCCCGGAGGCUCAUGCGCGCGGAGGGCGGCAGGAUGAGGCCGCUGACAGGCACCCAGAGCUCCGCAGCCCCGCCCACCGCCACGCCAGGCGGCGCCGCCACCGCCACCGCCACCGCCACUGCGACUACUCCCGCCACCUCAGGCGGCAGCACUGGGCAGCCGCCUAGCCACCCCCAUCCCCACCACUCCCACCCCCAGCAUGUGCCCCACCUGGUGGGGCCUGACGCAGUCGGCUACUCGGGCGGCAUACUUGGCUUCGACCUCGGAAGCACCGGCGGCGGCUUUGGAGGCGGUGUCGGCGGCUUUGGCUUUAGUGUUCGCAGCGGCGGUGGCGGUGGGGGCUUUGAUGCCACCGGCUUUCGCAGCAGCAUGGGUCACAUCCCCAGCAGCCUGCACAGCCGGCGCGUUGGCGGCGGCGGUGGUGGUGGUAGGGGCGGCCUGUGGGGUGUACGGCGUGCCGUUGGCGAUGUGUUUGGCGGCGUGGCGGAAUGGGCGGUGGAGGGCCCUGUGAGGAGUCUGCGGGAGUUCAACCGGGCUCUGACGGAGAGUGUCAGCGGCUUCCUGGCGAGUGACUCGGGUCGGCGGCUGAGUGAGCAGGUGGCGGCGGAGAUGAGCGGAGGCGCACUGAUGGCGCCGGUCUACCUGACGGAGGAGCUGGUGAAGGCGAGACUGCGCAGCCUGGUUGCGGCUCAUGCGCGGCGGGUGGCGGCGUUUUUCGCGGUGCGGGUGAUGGUGGCCUCCGCGCUGCUGCACGGGGCCAAGGGACUGGUCAGGAGGCUGCUCCGCAAGAGGCCCCCCCGGCGCCUGCCCACCUGGCUGCUGGGCUCGCUGGACUGGUGUCUGGAGGCGCUGCUGCCCACCGGCUUCUUCGGGCCGCUGCUGGGGCUGACGGCGGGGGUGAUGCAGAUGGCGGGGGUGGGGCCGCUGGGGGUGGGGGCGGCGUACCUGCGACUGGCGUCGUCGGCAGCCGUGGCAGAGGCUCCCCCGGUGCAGCCGCCGCUGGCGACGGCGCUGCCUGCGGUGGCGGCGGCGGCGACUGACGCGAUGGCUGCGGCGGCUGGGGGCGCGGUCGCGGCCGCGAGUGAGACUGUUGCUACUGCUGCUAGCGCCCUGACUGGCGGCAGCAACAGCAGAAUGCUGCAAUAGCGGUGCGUGGUGGGGAUGAGAGAAUAUUCGUUUCAUAGGAAAUGAGAGUGUAACCCGCGGCAGUAGCUAGGCGCAACAUUGUCAAAUUCACAGCGGCGUGGGAAAGCACUGCAUCCUUAGCAAUGUCCAACUUGUACAGCAGUGCGGAAGAGUUGUUCCGUUGUUUUACAGCGAACAGAAGUGUUUUUGUAGCCGUAUCUGCUGGGCGACUAGAGAGUGGAAGGCGCUUAGGCAGUCUGAUGGAGCUGACUUAGCCCGCCAACCGGAAACAGUUGGUCGUUGUGGGGGAAGAUCGUUAGGGUUGUACACAUACCGGUAUCCACGUAUCUAACUGUUACCCGCUGGCACCUGCUGGGCCGAGAGAUCAUCUUUCAGGUUGUUGUUUUUUGCGCACGCCGUCGUGAAUGGUUGUCAAAAGCUGACUUCAGGAUGCCUCUCGUUUUGUCGAUUUCAAUUGUUUUGCGUCUUCGCGUCCCUGCCGUAGCAAUUCCUGCUGUAGCUCAACCAAGAUGCUACGGGCGACGUGGGCUGACACCAACAGAAACCUUAUGAUGUCCCCAAAGUGCCGUACGUGUACGUCAUCGUACAAGCGGUUACUUGGGUGUUCACACUGCUGCUGCACUCUUAUGGACGCGGAGUGGAGGGCAUAUGAUAACAAUGCACGAAAUACAUCAUACAAUGGCGAAG
Molecule: messenger RNA, 2937 nt
Organism: Astrephomene gubernaculifera
Lineage: Eukaryota; Viridiplantae; Chlorophyta; Chlorophyceae; Chlamydomonadales; Astrephomenaceae
Source: the annotation of a GenBank genome assembly